AGCUUAAACAGUAUACAUCUGUGGCUUAAAGCGAUCACACGUACCUUUAAAACGUUGGUAGAGAAACCGUCGUGAAACUGUCAAAACUUAUUUUUGGUGAAAUAAAUUGUGCAAACAAAAAAUAAGGCAUUAUUUAAAAAAGAAAAAAUUAUAAAUAAAAUAUAUCUAUACUGUGUCGUUUAUAUUUUAACAAAGAAAAAAGAACAACGGCGUAUCCAAAAUAUAACAAGGGCUGAGUGGCUAUUGUGUUUCUCACAGAUGCUUGAAGGACGGCCACGCUUCAAGGAAUGAUGACAUUUGCUGGAACUCAUAAUGACCGAUUCAAAGUAAUGUGGCGUUUUAUUAUUCUCUUCGCAAUCGUUGUUAUAAAUACCACUGGCUGCAAUGGCCAUGGUCGUUUGAUUGAACCGCCAAGUCGAGCAUCUGCAUGGCGUUACGGUUUCAACACACCGCCCGACUAUAACGAUCACGAACUGUACUGUGGAGGCUUUACGCGUCAAUGGAAACGUAACGGUGGGAAGUGUGGCGAAUGUGGCGAUGCAUGGGAUAUGCCAUUGCCACGGCCCCAUGAGCACGGAGGUCAAUGGGGGCAGGGUGUAAUAGUUCGUCGAUAUUCACCCGGAGCUGAAAUGACUAUUCGUGUUGAACUGACGGCGAGUCAUAUGGGAUAUUUUGAGUUUAGACUUUGUCCAGAGCCCAAAGCGAAACAAGACUGUUUAGAUCGUAACCUUCUAACAAUAUUGGCAGGAUCUCCAGCACAACCCGCACCUGGAGAUUUGGAAACCAGAUUCUAUCCUAGGAAUGGCAGUAGGAUAUAUGAAAUAAAGGCACAACUUCCAGAUAUUACUUGCACUCAAUGUGUGUUACAGUGGCGCUAUGUAGCUGGAAAUAACUGGGGUAUUUGUCCCGAUGGUACAGGAGCAGUUGGUUGUGGCGAGCAGGAGGAAUUUAGAUCUUGUUCCGAUAUUGCCAUUGGUACCGGAACUCAAACCCCAUUGCGACCAAUACGGCCCAGCAUACAUACGACUCAACGUCCCACUGUGCCACCUACAGUCACGGAAUCUACGCCACACGAAUCCUCCGAACAAUUCAAUUACGUUCCUCUUUUGGUCGUGUUUAUUCUUAUACUUUUGGCGGCGUGCAUAUUUGCAAUCUGGCACUUGAAUCGCCAAAAUAAUCCAGUGAUUCUUAAAUGCAAGGACUAUUUCGAUCGCCGCAUGUGCAAAAAGAAAUCGCCUAUUGUAAUUUCUCCAAAGCACGCCGCCGUACAAUCGAUCAUGCCGCAUUCAACAUUCGGCGAUUCUCUCAAGGCGGUACAAAAAGAACAGUUAACGGCUGGCCUUACGGCGGCUCCUGUUCCACCGCCCCGAACAAAGCGACAAAGGAAUACAUCAAUUGGCGAGUCAAGUGCUGCAUAAUACUUACAUAUACGAACAAACAUGCUUACAUAUCUAUCAUGAAACGGAAAGGUUCAAAUUCGCAUAUCCAUAUAAAGUUGACUGAAAUUGUCGAUCCAGCACAAAGAUCGUUUGCAUGUUUACCUCCUAAACUAAGACUAAAUUCUCAUUGUAUUGGCACUUAAUUCGUUGUAUUUUUUCUAUUUAAAUGAUUAGAAUGUGAUAAAAUUUCAAUAAAUACGGUAUUUAUUUAUAUAUAAAAA
Messenger RNA from Musca domestica (house fly), 1660 nucleotides. Its product is annotated as Chitin binding protein. Bases 288 to 1418 code for a protein of 376 amino acids. The record is from RefSeq and is a predicted model, not a curated record. Lineage: Eukaryota; Metazoa; Arthropoda; Insecta; Diptera; Muscidae. The transcript has 4 exons.